Messenger RNA from Strongylocentrotus purpuratus (purple sea urchin), 5451 nucleotides. Its product is annotated as zinc finger protein 420. The coding region runs from base 161 to 2611 and encodes 816 amino acids. The transcript has 3 exons. The record is from RefSeq and is a predicted model, not a curated record. Lineage: Eukaryota; Metazoa; Echinodermata; Echinoidea; Camarodonta; Strongylocentrotidae. Gene Ontology annotation, biological process: regulation of transcription by RNA polymerase II. Gene Ontology annotation, molecular function: DNA-binding transcription factor activity; RNA polymerase II cis-regulatory region sequence-specific DNA binding.
UUACUCUUACUUUUCAUCCUUUUUCUUUUCAGAAUCAAAGAAUGAGAGUAUAGAAGGAGAGACAUCCUCAUCUUCGUCUCUGGUUGACUCCGGCAGCUUCCUGGACGACUUCAGGAAAUGCAUCGAAGGCUUUGACCCAGCUGACGCAGCUGUGCUUAAGAUGCAGGCCGCCCAGCAGGCCACCACUGAAGCAACGGAAGAAAUCCCCAAGGGCAGUACAAAUGGACAUACGGGUACACACUUUGGGCAUAUGCCCAAGGUCCUGGAAUACUUGAAACUGAAAGAGAAUGACCUGAAGGAGGAAGGGAAGAAGUUUGUAAGUAGGAUGGGUCCGGUGGAUGAUGAUGAUGAUGCAGCAAUGUUUAAGGAAGUGACGAGAUAUAACAUCGUGGACGGCACCAUCAUGCACUGUAGAGAGCUGGAAAGACAGGCUGCGGAAGAUAGCCAGGAUGGUGAUGAUGAUUCCGAAGACAAGCUGUACGACGAAGAGACAGGAUCAAUGAGUAGCCCAAGCCAACCCAUGGAAGAGGAAUCAGGAGAGAACUUCUACCCCUGUAAAGUAUGCAAGAAGAGAUAUAUUUCCAAGUCAAGUUUACGAAAGCACAUAUGUCGGGCUGGACCCGAAGCAGAGAAAGGCCAGCCAGCCGAGGAGAUAAAGACAGAUGAUGAAGCCACUGUCACGCUACACCAUCCCAUCCCACUGCAGAUACCCAUUCCCAUUCCAAUCGACUUGAGGAGAGACACAGAGAGCAAUGACAGUGAGGUCUUGGAUAUGAGGUACCACAUCCCCAUGGCGCAAUCCUUGGGCAAUGGUCACCCAAUAAUAAGUCCUGUGACUGGCACCAUGUUACCUACCAAUGGAGAGUUUUACACGCUAACAGGAGAAGCCCUUGUCAUCAAUGAGAAUGGGAACCUGGUGCCAGAGAUCCAUGCUUGUCCCAUAUGCAACAUGACGUUCCAGCAUGCAAGCCAGCUGAUGAGGCAUAGAAGAACGCACAGCAACGAGCGUCCCUUUGAGUGUGCAGAAUGCCACCAGGCGUUCAGAAGGAAGUGCCACUUAAAGAGGCAUUGGCAGCGCAUCCACAGUGGGGAGAAGCCUUUCAAGUGUGGUAUCUGUGGGAAGGCCUUCAGUGACCGGGACCACCAGAGACAGCACGAAACCAUUCAUGGACCAGAGACCUACCCUUGCCUCAAAUGCCGCAGCGUGUUUCCAACAGAAGCAUACCUCGUUGCCCAUGUAGCAGAGCAUCCUGAUUGCAAGGCAGCCUUUGCGAAAGGAGAGGACGGGUCUCCAAAGAGGGUACGCGGGAAGCGUAAGGGAUCCCCCGGUUCCUACAGGUGUGGCCUGUGUGGAGACUUCUUCAAGAAGUUACGGCAGAUCCAGACCCAUCAACGUGUGAGGCAUCAUGAUGUAUUUGAAAAGAAGUACAAAUGCAAUAUCUGUGGGAAAGGUUUUGAUUUGAUAUCGGACUUGACACAUCACCGCCACACGCAUGCAGCCAGAGGAAGUAAAUACGAUGUGGAUAAAGAAUCAGAGAGGCCAACCAUGCUGAAGCAGAUGCUAACAAAUGCUGCAGAAAAGAAUGUGCAGAAUAAACAAGAGCUGAUGGGCAUGCUGCAACUGUUGGAGCGUCGCAUCCAGCAACAACAGAAGCAAGUCAGGAAGAUGGAAGACCAACAAGACCGUAUCUCCCAGGAGCUCGUUGACAGUACUACCACAGUGGCAACCAACAACAACAACGCUAUGGCAGAAUCAAUACUCAACAACAGCAAGUUAAGGACGCUCCUGGAGAGGAGACCACUCAGCGAAUUAACAGUACUUAAGAGAGAAUGUGAUCUGCAGCAGGGUGGCCCAGAUCCUAAGAUGCUUCGGACCAACAGGAUGGUUCUGGAUCUCUCUAACCCCAAAUCACCAAAGACACCAACUUCCUUGUCAUCUCAACCACGCCCCUCUAAUCCUGGUAAAUCCGAUGUCACCUUCAUCGGGGAACAAGCCCCGGAAGAAGCCAACCUCCUCCAAUCUUCUGCCAUCAUGGACUUGAUGACAGGGAACAGGCACAAGUGCGAAGAGUGUGGGCUGUCCUUUCUCCUCUACUCAGACUUCCGGACGCAUCGUAAGCGGCACGAGAGGGCACGUUUAGCCAUGGGGAAAGAGGAUGCAGUAGGGGGCACGACAACAGACAUGGUCUGUGGCAACCCAGAAGGAGACCGCUCUAUGUGUCGGGACUGCUGCAACCAGAACGAUUCCUCAGGGACCAAACCAACAAUGACAGUGCAUCACAAGCACGCUGAAGACACAGGGAGACAACUCCACAAGAUGGGACACAAGAUAUGGAAUGGCAAACAUAGCUCAACAAGUAGACAUUGUGAAAGGAAGUCAGAAGAUGGCAAAGAUUGUACUCAAUGUACAUCACUCAGGGACCAACUCAGCAAGGAACGGGAGGAGAAAGGUGUGUUGAAGGAGGAGGUGGAUCGUCUCCGGGAAGCCCUUGUCAACUUUGCCAAGAUGGCAUCCACGCACCCUACCCUGGGCGCCAAUAUAGGCCAGGAGCUCACUGCUCUCUUCAACCGCACAGUCACCAUCAAGCAGGAGAUACAGGAACUCGUCUAGCGCCCUCUCUUGAUGGCGGCCAAUUUCCAUACGUGUUCACACUUGUGAAAGGCAAUGUUUGUUAUCUGUUCCUGAUCAGUGUUCCUAUUGUCAAGCUAUGCAUACUGUUGUUAUGAUCAUUGUGAUGUCAGGCAAUAUAUUGGGCUUGCUUUAAUAUUUGCUAUUAAACAGCAUAGACUGCCUGUCUGCACAAGUACAAAGUUCUAUGUCUUGAAAUAUUCUCUUCUAUAAUUUCUUUUUAUUGGUGCUUAGUUGGAUCUUGUGUAGAUUAUAUUUUGGGCAUUUCGUAAAGCAAAAAAAAGAAUUUGGAGGUACGCAAAUUAUGUGAAUUUGGUACUUCUUUCCAGGAAAGUGCAAAUGAAGAACACGAUUGUAAUUUUCCAAAAAUAUGUUUUGAAAUGAAAUCUGCUUUUGGAGGAUUAGCUUCAUAUGAGUGAUUGCUGAUUGAACAUGGAAAAUAAAGCCCAUAAGUAUCUUUUUGUGAGGCUCAGCUAAAAGAAGGAAUAAGUUCAUGAAAAUUACAGCUUUUCAUUGAUUUAUGUUCUGUUUUUCUUGUUUUAUUCCCCUGCAUUCCUAAUAGUUUGUAUUGUAACUAUUCUCAACUCCAAAUGGCAAAGAAAGGAGAAAGAAAAUAAAAUCUAGAGAUGGCAGAAGAAAUGUCAUCUUUUAAAGGAAAAACUAUAAAGGAUGCUUUAACUUGUGAGGUCAUAUUAUUACAGGCAGAAUUGUCAUCAAAAGUACAAUGUACAUUUAAACUUCAAGACAUGUGUACUCUUGAAAUAUGUACUAGAGAAUUAAUACCAAAUAUACAGUGUACUCAGUACUUUUGCUUGCUACUAUUUUAUUGUUUUUGUAUCACAAUUUGAAAAAUACUACUAUUGCCAUUAGUUUGAUGAUUAUCAUCAUUUUUAUCAUCACAGAUGUGUGUUUUUAUGCAUAUAUUAUGCUUCUUUUAUCAACCUUUAUGAAAAGGUACGACUUAUUGCCUCAUGUUUAUCUCAACAUUCUAUAGAAAUAUACAGUACCAAAUUUUUUAGUCAGAAGAAUACCUAUAUUGAUGAUAUAUAUAUAUCUAUAUUAUGUAUACAAUGCUUUAUUGAUAUUUGUGUUGCCAGAAAGUACAUAGCAAAGACAGUACUAGAAUGCGUCAGAUGAUUUAGUUUGUUUUGUUUUAUUUCAUUUUGAUUUUAAUAAUGAGAGAUUUACUUGAGAGAAAAGAGAUGAAGUUAUUUGAAUUAAUUGAAAAAGAAUUUGUAUGUUAGGACAGAAAUAAAAGUAGAAAAUCACUUUGAAAACAAUGUCCUAUAUUUAUCCAUUUCCGCUAGUUUUGUUGCUUAAUGAAGACAAACGUUUAUAAGUGAAUAAGGCUCCUUAUGAAAAUUGAGAAAAGCAGAUUUAUUAAAUAUUUUUUGUAAGCUUAAGUUCAAGAUUUGACUCAAAUAAUCCCGUUUUCUUUUAGAUGUAAUUGCUUGUAAUCUGUUUUCAGACAUUCUAACAGAACUUUUUAAAAUGUGGACCAAAGUAUGAUGGGAUCCAUGGCUUGUGUUUCUUUUUUACAAAAAACUCGCCCAUCUUAGCAACAUUUUCUUUUUUCCAUCGUCUCUAAACUCCAUAUCAGGAAGAGUCGGUACGGAACAGCUAAUUGCUAUAUUUACCAGCUAAUGAAAGCGCCAAGAUAAAAACAGGUUUGUCCUUCAUUCAUGAUUGUCUUGUUUUGGAUUUUAAUUUUACUCUUUGUAAUGGUUUUGCUACGAAGAUGAAAAUAGUGAAACCAUACAAAGGAGGACCACCUCCAACAAUUUGUUAAUACUUUUUAAUAAAGUGAAUAUUUUAAGAAGGAGAAAAACAUCAGAAAAUAGAUUUGGAGUCAUUAGUGAGUGUAAAAACAAACUAAUAAUAAUGCAAAAGGGAGCCAUGUAUAAAUAAAGAGAUCUGUUUUAAAGAAGAUAACAGAAUAGGUAUAGUUAUUUGAUUUUUGUUGUUCUUUCUGAUGUAAAAGCAACCAUAUUUGUUAUGAGUAGACCCUCAUUGAUAUCAUUCCUUUGUCAUCUCUUCUGUGUUUCUCUAUCUUGAGAUUUAUGCCUUGCUUCUGAGAGGGGUUCAAUUAAAAUGUUUUUUGUGGGCAAACAACUCUCUCACACUCUCUCUCUCUCUUUCUCUCUGAGAACAAUUUUGCAUGUUAUUUAGAAAGCUGUCUCUCUCAAUUUAUAUGUUUUACAAAUCUAUAUAUCAAUGCAAAUAUUAUCUAUUGUACUGUCUGCAUAUUAUUUACUUUAUCUCUGUAUUUUCUUGUCUAUAAUAUUUUAUGCAUGUUCAGAAUUAUAUUGCAAUAGCUAUUACUAGAAAUUGGUGGAAGGGAAAUGAAUUCUCCCAUAGAUGUAAUAGACUGUUCCUAUUUCUUUGUUGGUGUUUGCAUGUGAGCCAAUCCACUUCAAAAAAUGGGGAGGUGUUUGUAUCUUAGGGAAGUAUUUGAUGGACCAAAUGAAAAUUCUUUCCAAUGAGUUUGUCAAGGAAUAUAUUUCUGCACCAAAUAUGUUUACCUAUCCAUGAAAUAUCAAGCCAAUUCGUACUUACAAUUAAUUAUGCUAAUAUUUUUAAAUGAUAUUUUGAAAUGGUAUUUUGUUGCAUAUAUACUAACUCAAUGAGAUACUUUGUCUAGCUUGCCACUUCAAACAGCUCAAACAUUUAUUUUGAUUUCAUUUAAUUUAAUUUGAUAUUUUGAUUUAAUUUAAUUCAAUUCAAAAUGAGAUAUAUUGCUGUGUGUAAGCAAGGUACUAUUGUUAUAAAUGUAUGGAUAGUAAAUGUGCAUCAAAGAAUGCUAUUUGUGUUUAAAACGUAAA